Molecule: messenger RNA, 1809 nt
Organism: Rotaria sp. Silwood2
Lineage: Eukaryota; Metazoa; Rotifera; Eurotatoria; Philodinida; Philodinidae
Source: the annotation of a GenBank genome assembly
AUGUCUAACAACGAUCAACAACCAUUUAUUUCUAAAUCCACACUAAUUGAUUCGUUAAAUCUACAUACUACUUCCGCAUCGUCAUUUUUAACAUCAACAAUAAAUCAAGAAGCAACAUUAGCUGAUCUAUUAAAUAACAACCGUAGAAAAGCCAUCAUACCUACACCCAACCGACCAACCAUUGUAUCACAAUCAAUUACUUGUAAAAAUCCUGAUGAUGAAUUAACAACAAAUACAAUUGUUGGUAAUGCUGAUAUUGAAUCUUCAAAAACUGUAACCAAAUUGCUUAAUAGUCUUAAACAAGACGACAUGAUGGGCUGUACUGAUAAUCAGUCUGAACCGGGAGAAAAUGAAGAAGACCAUCAAUUUGACUCAUUUGUCUUAGAACAUUUUGUUCCAUUUUCUGGUAAACAACCAGUUAAUCUAUGGUUAGAUGAAACUGAAAGUAAAUUCAAUCAGUUCAAAAUUUCUCGAAAUUUUCGUUUUGAAGCAAUCUCACUUCUCGUUCAAGGUGAUGCUAAACGCUUAUACAUAAAAAACCGAAAAGCGAUUCGUAGUUUUGAUGAUUUUUACGAAUUCUUGUUAGUACAUUUUGAUAACAAUAAUUCCAGUUCAUCUACAAUUAAAUCUCAAGCAACAUAUAUUCCUGAUACUACAAAUCAACAAACAUCAUGUCAAAAUGAAUCAAUUACUGCUGCAAAAGGAAAAUCAAUAGAUAUUUCCGACACUACAAAUUUUACAUGUCAUUCACCUCCAUGUCAUUCUACUGCUGUUGCUGAUUGUAAUACCACCAACAUCAUUAGUGAUACACUAGACAAUAAACCAGGCAACCUUACUACAAAUUCUUCGAUUAAUAUACUUGAUCAAACUACGAAUGAUCUUCGAAAAGCAAUUGUAGGUGAUUUGAUUAGGAAUCUCAAGGUAUUUAAAGGUGGUAAAGAUGAUGUAAACAAAUGGAUCAAAGAAAUUGAACAUCUUUUAGAUGUAGCACAUAUUCCUGAUUCUGGUCGAUUGGAUAUAAUUUCUUAUUCACUACGAGGAGAUGCUCUCCAAUGGUAUAAGGCUAACAAAGCAAUGUUUACUUCAUGGAUAAUAUUUGUAUAUGAACUUAAACGAGCUUUUACUUCCUCGUUUCAUGAGGAAUUAGCAUUUAAAAAAUUAGAAACAUAUACUCAAGGUGGCAGUCAAUCUAUUCGAAAUUUUUUCAAUAAAGUUUUACAGUUAUGCAAAGAAGCUGAUCCCAACAUGAGCGAAUCAACCAAAUUAAAACAUCUUCUCAAUAAAUUAUCAAACAUCAACAUUGAUAAUAAUAAGAAUAAUAAUUCUCCAACUACUACACAACAACAAAUAUCUCCUUUAAUGACUGUACCUUCUUCAAGUACUACUUAUUCAAAUAAACCGUUUUCGAAUAAAUUUACAUCCGACUAUUCAAGAAAUUUUAACAACAAUAAUAAUAAUAAUACAUUUAGAAACCAAGAUAAUCGUAAUAGUUCCCAAUCGUCAGCGUUUACAACUUCAUCUUUUCGUUUACUUCAAUCUGCUCAAUUUCAACCAAGAACUACCAUUCAACGAUUUCAACCAAAUAAGAACAAUUCGUUCUUUAAUUCAAAUAAUGCUAAUCGAACUCGACCACAGCAAUAUCAACCAAAUUUGUCCAAUAUCGAUCGACGACGUCAACAAGCAGCAAAUGCAAUCUCUCCAUCAGAUUCAACUAUUAUUCCCGAUGUAUACUCAGAAACUCUUCCAGUAAUCGUUUGCACUCAUUGUAAUGAGUUUGGACAUGAGGCUUCGACUUGUCCAAAUUUCUAA